This is a messenger RNA of Danaus chrysippus (African queen), 1023 nucleotides long. NCBI's taxonomy places the organism in Eukaryota, Metazoa, Arthropoda, Insecta, Lepidoptera, Nymphalidae. The record is from the annotation of a GenBank genome assembly.
AUGAAAAGGACAAUCAAUGAUUUAAUUAAAUACGCCCAUCUGGCACAGCAUCUAGUUAUCUUAGGAGAUAACAUCGAAGGUAUAUACGAGGAGCUAAAUAGAUUACAAUAUAGUUUAGCUUUUAUUCGUUCAUCGAGCACACCGCAUUCUAUUUUAAGCUUAGAUGAACUUAAGAAUUCAGUAAUAAAAAUGAGAUCCUUGUGCUUAAAUGAUGAGGUUCUUAACAUAGAUUUUUCGUAUUUUAACGAUCUAGUAAAAUUAGGUUACUUUUACUUAAAUAUGCAAAUAGUUAUAGUGGUUAAAGUUCCGAUUGUCUAUCCAUUAACCUAUGACCUUUAUAAGUUAACUGUCGUGCCUAACAAAUACCGUAAAGUACUUGUCCCCACCUUACUUUAUAUAGCAUUCUCUAGACAAGAUUCUAUGUACACGAAGACUGAAUAUCCGAAGGUAAAUUCAUGGUUCCUCUGUAACUCCAAUGCUAACUAUAGAACGAGAAACGAGUCCGACUGUAUCCAACAUCUCAUCGCUACGCAAGAGCUUCAGGAGACGUGUAAAAUGACCUCAGUGAUCCUGACAAGAGCAGCUGCUGAACAAUUAAACGACGAGCAUUACACUCUUAGUUUUUCGACUCCUACGAAAGUCCAGUUAUCCUGUGGGCAAGUACAAUAUCGAACCCUCUCAGGAAGCUUCCUCGCAGUUAUUAUGAUCAAUUGCUACAUGAAAACGCCAUACUUUACGCUGUCCAACACUAAAGAUCCCAUUAAAGGACGAGUAUUGAAGAUCAUGGAAAUGCCACAAUUCAACGAUUCUAUUUCAAAGAAACAUGUUAAAGUAAUUCUCAAUACUACUGGGCUAUCAAAUUUACACUCCAUCAUCACGAAGAUAUCUCUCAAGCAUCCAGUUCAAAUAGAAAACGUAGAUGACUCCAGCAUAUAUCAUACAACUAUUCCUUUGUAUGUCAUUCUGCUGUUUUGUAUGAUCACCCUAACUAUCGUACUUACAUUUCAGAGACUAAGAUCUUGA